AAUUAAUCCCUUAUUUUCAAUUUAACCUAUCGGCUGAAAGUUGUUUCACUAUUUUGGUUUCUGAUCUUCUCUUUCUAAUUCCUGAAUGCUGGCGCAAUUUCUACGGUUGCUAGGCUGAAAUGGCGACCGAAAAAGUGAAUCCAGCUACUGACGAAGUAAAGAUGGAUCUGUUCGAAGAUGAUGAUGAAUUCGAGGAAUUUGAAAUCGAUCAAGAGUAUGGAGACAAAGAGGAAGGAAAAGAAGUAGCUCAGCAAUGGGAAGACGACUGGGAUGAUGACGAUGUCACUUAUGAUUUCUCCCUGCAGCUCAGGAGGGAAUUGGACAGCAAUGCUGAGAAGAAAUAGGCUGAAGUUGAGUUGUCUGCGGACGAGAAAAGUGUAGGGGAUGAUAAUUAGUGAUGAAGAAGGGCACCCGAGCUAGAUGGAGGCGGGUAAAAGAUGUUGGGAAAAUGAUAAGGUAGAUGGGUAUUGGAGUACAAAGAGAAGUCGGGGUAAUGUUUUAAUAUGAAUAAGUUACUAUACCUAAUAAAUUGUUUGUUAGCAAUACAUUUUUUAAUUAGUUAACCCAAUUAUAAAGGUGGAGAGUUUACAUGAUUAUUUUUUUAUGAGACAUAUAUGAUAUAACAAAUUCUUAUGGAUU
Salvia splendens (bonfire salvia) is the source of this 639-nucleotide messenger RNA. Its product is annotated as protein DELETION OF SUV3 SUPPRESSOR 1(I). The transcript is spliced from 4 exons. Lineage: Eukaryota; Viridiplantae; Streptophyta; Magnoliopsida; Lamiales; Lamiaceae. Gene Ontology annotation, cellular component: proteasome complex; proteasome regulatory particle, lid subcomplex. The record is from RefSeq and is a predicted model, not a curated record. Gene Ontology annotation, biological process: double-strand break repair via homologous recombination; mRNA export from nucleus; proteasome assembly. Bases 120 to 344 code for a protein of 74 amino acids.